This is a messenger RNA of Dermacentor silvarum, 2266 nucleotides long. Its product is annotated as atrial natriuretic peptide receptor 1. The transcript is spliced from 19 exons. Gene Ontology annotation, molecular function: ATP binding; protein kinase activity; peptide receptor activity. Lineage: Eukaryota; Metazoa; Arthropoda; Arachnida; Ixodida; Ixodidae. The record is from RefSeq and is a predicted model, not a curated record. The coding region runs from base 1 to 2214 and encodes 737 amino acids. Gene Ontology annotation, biological process: receptor guanylyl cyclase signaling pathway; protein phosphorylation; cGMP biosynthetic process.
AUGAGGGAAGUAUUCGUCAUCCUGUGCACCGGGGAUGUCGUCAGGAGGGUCCUGAUUCUCGCUUACAGCCUUGGAAUGGGCAACGGAGAAUUCGUCUUCAUAAACGUGAAUCUCAUCGAAAGCCAAAGCGAGCUAAACGGACUGCGCUGGUUCAAACAGAACGACCGGAUGAAUCGGGUAGCAAAACAAAUGUAUCAGUCACUUUUAGUGAUCGGAGUACGCGUUCCUACAAGUGUGGAGUACCGAAAUUUUGUGGCCUUGCUGAUCAAGUACACCAAGGACAACUACAACUCCAUCAUCUACGAAUAUGAUCCUGUGGCCACCUUUCUUGGAACGAAACAAGAGUUCGACUACAUUCCCGGAGUCGAGAUUCACUGGCCCGGGAAUCGAAACGGCCCGCCGUUAGACAUUCCGGACUGCGGCUUCCAGGGCGAUGCUCCGCAUUGUCAAGAACCAGAUGCGUUCCCGCCAUACGCCACAGCAGGUAUUGCGUUGGCUGGCUUCAUUGUUAUAGCAGGAAUCUCGGCGUUCUUCAUAAUCAAGAAACUUCAGUAUGAAUCUCAGCUCAACGACCAGUGGUGGAAAAUAACGUGGGACGACAUUACGCUGCCGGGCAAAUCGCUCAGCAAGUCCAGGGUGAGCCUUCCUAGCCACAACGACAGCAGUUUGGCCAGCCAGCCCGGAAUACGAGUGGCUAUCAAGCCGCUGAACGUCAAGAAGAUUCAUGUGAACAGGCAGCUCCUAGCGGAGAUAAAACUGAUCCAUGACCUCACGCACGAGAACCUCGUUCGCUUCGUAGGUCUUUGCCUGGAAGACCCUAAUGUUUCGAUCAUCACAGAACUGUGCACACGAGGAAGCUUAAGGGACAUGCUCGAAAACGAAGAAAUCAACAUCGAUUGGAUGUUCAAAUGUUCCAUGAUUACGGACAUCGUUGAGGGCCUGCACUACCUUCAUGGCACUGCGAUCCAAUACCAUGGUAGGUUGAAGAGCACAAAAUGCAUAGUGGACGGACGAUUCGUGGUAAAGCUAUCUGACUACGGGCUCCGACAUCUCCACGCACAACUGCCUGAACCUGAAGACAAGAAUCCGAGGUCCAUGUUCUGGACUGCACCAGAGUUCCUGCGUCUCAAAGAACCCCGGCAGCAUUCAUCGCAGAAGGGAGACAUCUACGCCUUCGCCAUAAUUCUCCAAGAGGUGAUCACCAGGUCCGGACCGUACGAGUCCCUGGAACGCAUUGGCCGCACCAGAUCGGUUAUGGAGCCUGAAGAGAUCCUGGACCGCGUGAAGAUGGGCACGACCCCGCCGUUCCGUCCCGAGGUGUCACCCGACGAGUGUCCCGCCGACAUGCUGCGUCUAAUGCGCGCCUGCUGGGCCGAGAACCCCUCGGACAGGCCCACCAUCGCCGAGGUCAGGCACGCCGUCAAAAAGAUCACCAAAGGACUGUCGAGCAAGAACUUCUUCGACAACCUGCUACAGCGGAUGGAGCAAUACGCAAACAACUUGGAAUCGCUGGUGGAAGAGAAAACGCAGUCUCUCUUGGAGGAGAAGAAGCGUACAGAUGAGCUGCUCUACCAACUGCUGCCUAGGUACGUGGCCGACGAACUCAAGAAGGGUUCACACGUGCAGCCAGAGGCAUUCGAGUCUGUCACGAUUUUCUUCAGCGAUAUUGUCGGAUUCACGUCCCUCUCCGCUGACAGCUCCCCGAUGCAGGUGGUUACGCUGCUGAACGACUUGUACACCUGCUUCGACUCCAUUAUAGAUAGACACGAUGCUUACAAGGUGGAAACUAUCGGGGACGCCUACCUGGUCGCCUCUGGCCUCCCCAUCCGCAACGGCAACGAACACGUGCGAGAGAUCGCGCGCAUUGCGCUGACGCUGCGUCAUCAGCUGCAGUUCUUCAAGAUCCGCCAUCUGCCCAAGAGGAAGCUGCAGCUGCGUAUCGGCGUCCACUCCGGUCCUUGCGUCGCUGGUGUUGUGGGCCUAAAGAUGCCGAAGUACUGCCUGUUCGGCGACACAGUCAACACGGCCUCACGCAUGGAAACAACCGGAGAACCGCUCAAGAUUCACGUCAGCUCCAAGGCUAAAGAACUGCUCGACAUAUUUGGAAACUUCCAACUCACACUAAGAGGCGAGGUGCAAGUGAAGGGAAAGGGAGUCAUGACCACCUACUGGCUGGAAGGGGAACACAACUGGCAACCGGAAACGGAACAGUGAAAAAGCUAUUUCCCAGUUGUCACGCAUCCGCCUUUCCGAGUCAAGCUUACUG